Labrus mixtus (cuckoo wrasse) is the source of this 5663-nucleotide messenger RNA. RefSeq names its product HLF transcription factor, PAR bZIP family member a (gene hlfa). The record is from RefSeq and is a predicted model, not a curated record. NCBI's taxonomy places the organism in Eukaryota, Metazoa, Chordata, Actinopteri, Labriformes, Labridae. Gene Ontology annotation, molecular function: DNA-binding transcription factor activity, RNA polymerase II-specific; RNA polymerase II cis-regulatory region sequence-specific DNA binding. Gene Ontology annotation, cellular component: nucleus. The coding region runs from base 275 to 1168 and encodes 297 amino acids. Gene Ontology annotation, biological process: regulation of transcription by RNA polymerase II. The transcript has 4 exons.
UGGAGAAGUGUAGUGUCAGAGCUCGGCUCCCCCCUCCCUCCUCCUCUUUCUCCGGGAGCUAUUUGCCAGUCAGCCUCGACGACAGACAGCCAGCCGCUCACUGUCCUGCUGCUGCGCGGUCUCCCGUCUUCUCCCUCCGAGCCCCGGCGUCGUUUUUACACCGUCUGCGAGGAUCUCUGCGGGCCGGUCACCGAGUUUGGUCGCGUCCUUUUCAGGGGGGAAAAUUUAGUCUCGUCUGUGCGAGUUUUUAUUCUCUAGUUGCCCUUCAAGACGUAUGGAGAAAAUGGCCAGACCUCUUCCACUAAACCCAACUUUCCUGCCGCCGACCCAUGGCGUGCUGAAAUCCCUGCUGGAAAAUCCACUGAAGCUGCCUUUCCACCACGAUGAAGGAUUAGGGAAGGACAAGGAGAAAGAGAAGAAGCUGGACGAUGAGGGCACGGCAGCCAACCACCCGCAGUCGGCCUUCCUUGGGCCCACCCUGUGGGACAAGACCCUGUCCUACGACGGGGACAAUUUCCAGCUGGAGUACAUGGACCUGGAGGAGUUCCUGUCGGAAAACGGCAUCCCUGCAAACACAGCCCAGAGAGACCAAACCCCACAGGCGCCUCAGGCGGCGGCGCAGGCCCCGGCGUCCGCCCCGCCUACCCCCACCACACCCACGGUGGUGGACUUGAGCAGUCGCGCCACCACCUCAGUUCACACAGGCAUGGCACCUCAGCCCUGCCUUCACAGCCCCACCACAGCAGCAUCUCGGGACACCCCCAGCCCCAUCGACCCAGAGUCCAUCCAGGUUCCCAUCACCUACGACCCAGACCCCGCAGACCUGGCUCUGUCCAGCGUGCCCGGCCAGGAGAUGUUCGACCCCAGGAAACGCAAAUUCUCCGCCGAGGAGCUGAAGCCUCAGCCGAUGAUCAAGAAGGCCCGCAAGGUGUUCAUCCCCGAGGACCUGAAGGACGACAGGUACUGGGCCCGGCGCAGAAAGAACAACGUGGCGGCCAAGAGGUCACGGGACGCCCGGCGGCUGAAGGAGAACCAGAUCGCCAUCCGCGCCGGCUUCCUGGAGAAGGAGAACGCCGCACUCCGCAUGGAGGUAGCGGACAUGAGGAAGGAGCUGGGCCGCUGCAAGAACAUUGUGGCUAAAUACGAGGCCCGGCAUGGGCCCCUGUGAGCCCCCCCCCCCCCCCCCCCCCCCCCCCCGCUCCCCUUUUCUUAUCUCCCCCAACAAAAAAAAAAAAAACCCAUGCACCAGCCCACACCUACUACUCUGUCCCCUGCGACCUGUCAUCCCUUGAGUUUCAAGGACAAUGUGUCUCUUUUUGUGGCACUGCCCCUGUCCUCCCCCCCCCCCCCCUCAGCCUUCACACAUCUGUAUGAUUCUGGUAUUAUAACUGUCAUUUUGACUUCUCUCAUAAGCUUCGAUUUGUCUGUUCCUCCUUUGAUUUUCUGUACACAUUGUUCGACUUAAUAUAAAUAUAUAUAUACAUAGAUAAAUAUAUGUAUUUACACAUGCAUACUUCCCACUUUAAUGUACUGUGAGGAGAUGAGCCAACCCACCAGCUGAGUCCCCCCCCCACUGCCCGCCCGCUCUACCUUCCACUUUUGAGAAACGAUGCCAUGCUGUUUGUUGUUCACUUUCAUACCGAUUUUAUACGUGAGAUCAGGACUGAAAACUUGUUUCCUGUCUCUCUACUUCUUCUUCUUCUUCUGUGUUUUAUUGUGUGACGUGUCCGAGAGCCUGAUUCUGACCUCCCAAAUCUUGUUUUUUUUUUUUUUUUUAAUCCCUGUCAGAAGUUUGGUUUUGCUCCAAUCAUCUUCUUUAGUUUGACUCUUUCUGAACACUUACCUUGAUAUCCACGUCUUACUUUAAGUUGUCUUCACCUUUAAAAGUGUUUCUAAAGGAGUGUUCAGACCAAAAAGUGACGCAGAGCAUACUCGUUGUCUGUCCAGCUGCAGAACGGCCACGCCCACCUCUGAUGUGAGCGGCAGUUUCUGUGUAUCCCGCAGGUCUGCUGUAAUGUGCCGUUCUGCAGCUGUGUGAAAUCGCAGUUUUCGAAAGGAAGCCGAAAGACCCAAAUCAUGUUGCAGAUUUAGAAACGAGCUGAAUAUCAUGCUCUCUCAGAUUAGUUUGCAUGUUUAUGUCAAAUAACUUUAAACGCUCGUUUUUUAAAAUGAAGUUUGGUUUGAUCGUUGUCGGGAAGUCAGCAGAAUCUACAAUGCUGAUCUUACAACCCAUGUCAUUUGCUCAUUUUGCUCUGAACACACCACAUGAAUCCUCCUUUCACAUCUCCAGACUGAGCUGUUAACUCCUGAUGUCUCUUUUUUUUUUUUUUUUUUUUUAUCGUGUGCAGUCGUGGUGAACAUUUAGCUGUUUUUUUGUUUUUUUUGUUUUUUUUUCCUUCACCACCCGGACACUGAGCAAUAAUAAUCCUUGUCCAGACGUAAACUAACAUGACUACCUUACAGGUUUCUCACCCCCUCCUGAUCCCAGCCCCUCCUCUCAUUUUAUAUCUCACCUUCGUUGACUAAGUUAACCCUUAGUUAACCUCUGCACUAAUGCGUGUCUCACAAUCUGAUCCGCUGAUCCUCACUCAAAAUUUCCUCAUAUUUAUCUACCUUUUAUUUCUCAGAUGGAAGAUUGUUUUUUUUUUUUUUUUAUAUAUAUAUAUAUAUGUGUAUUCUGUUGAUAUAAUUGUUAGCAUUAAUACUACUCUUGACAUUGUCGUUUAGGCUCCUCCUUGUUUUCAGAUUUACGCAUGAUUAUUUUCUUUCACAGAAUGAAAACGCUUUUAUUCGCUAAAUCUUCUUUUUAUUUUGCAAAAAGUUGUUGAUAAUUAUUUUUCUCGCUUCCGUUUCACUUUAGCAUGAUUUUAAUAUGAGUGUUUUUAUUUUGGAGUAAUCAAUACAGAUGUCUGUAGUCUCUCAUCGUAGCUCUAUGUCCGCCCUCUUCUUUGAAAGAUGGCUGUAUGAAUGUAAAAGAUGUUGACACAACAAAAAAAAAAAACUAAAGUUGGAUGGUGUUGUCCAAUACUGUGGUUAACCCAAUCAAUUUGUUUACUGCAGACCAAAACGAUUCACCGCAGAGAUGAUAUAUUGGUUACAAGAGAUAUGUUUAUAUAAACCAACUCUAUAAGUUGUUGUUUUUGUACAGUAUUUUUCCUAUACAUUACUGAACUAUGUAUUUUAAAGGCACAACAGAUCCAGAAUAUUAUUAAAGAAUACAAGUAUAUAACUCAAAGACAAAUGCAUAUAGUGGUAUUUUGAUAUUCUAUAUUAGCUAGGAACAUGUGGUCGUUUUACAGAGAUUUGUGGCUAUUCAGCGGCACCCAAACCUCCUGGGCAUUAUUAUUCUUACUAUUAUAACCAUGAUCACUACUCUCAUCAUUCUUCUGCCAUGUCAUGAAAACCCCCAUUGAACUCUAAAAGGAAGCAGAUGCUGAAAAUGCAGAAGUCCAAUAGAGAGAAUGUAAUGUUAUCGACCCCCCUUUUUUCCCCCCAUUGACUAAAAAAAACCAGACUAGAGAAUCAAACUUUCAUCUCGUUAAUUUUCUUUUCUUUGAGCGUCUAAAAUUCUAAAUAUUUUGAAGGCUUUUUUUUUUUGUAGCCGCGCAGCUUGUUCAAGUCUUGUUUCUUUCUGGGAUGAAGUUACGAUGAAGGAAGGGAAAUCUAUAGCUGGUUACUCUUGCUGCUGCUGCCGCUGCCGCCCUUUGUGUGAUUUGGUUCCUUAAAUGCAGUUGUAGCGUCUCCCUGAGCCUGAGUGAUGGACACUGGGAAGCUUUGUUUUUAUCUUUCUGAAAAUUAAAGCUUACUGUGGACUCCACAGUCCCCCCCCUACCCCCCUACACACACCUUACGACCCCCUCCUGAAUGUUAGCGGUGUUGUCGUAUAGAGGUGAAUGUUGCAAAGCUUUUUGUCAAAGAGGAUAAGACUAGGAUGUGACAGAUGAAUGUUUUUGUGGGCUGAUAUUGACGUUUCUGAAAAGUACGGAAGUCGAGAGCUGCCAAAAUAAAAAUCAAAUCGUUAAGUUUUAAAAUAUUUUGACUGUUUUGGAUGUUGGUUUUUGCGGACAGAUUUAAGAAAACUCAAACCAGUCAUAUUUUUUUUUUCUUCAAAAAUGAAGUUACUUGUAGCAGUUUAGCUUAGCUUAGCAUAACUUGGCUAACCUGCUGCUAGGUGUAGCUUCACAUUGAGAAAACAGUUCAUGAGUGGUGUUUAUUUUCUCUUAUAACUGUCGUCAAAAAAACUCUCUAAACUUUGAAUUCUCAAUUAAAGUUUUGUUUUGUAGUUAUGGGACACAUUCCAAACCAAUGGUGUUGAUCUAUUUCAUCUAACGCUUUGCAAAAAUGGUCCAAUACCGAUCCUUUUAAUCACUAGGCAGUUUUUUUUCUUCACUUUUUUACAGAUAAAAACCACCAAUGGGAGCUCAUUUCUCUCAGUUACUUUGUCGGUUCAUUGAGGUGUAUUUCAAUUGGUUAUAAAAGAGCUAGCUUCUUUUUAAAAAAUUAGCUAACUAAAUUUUAAAAAAUUUGCAUCAUACUUGCUAAGCUAAAAUGAAAAAGAUAGAUUUUUAAAGCCCAGUUUGCAAUUUAUUUAUAUACUUCUAGCAGAUUUAAAAAAAAAUAAUUUGACAUUGUUGCAGUGACGAUACAAUUUUAAGCUAUCAUGCUAACUUUUAAUCUUAUUUUUGACAUGCAUGGAGUGCCAACAAACGUUACAUUAAACUUAAAUUUAACACAUCGUUUACUUGAAAUGGGCAACUCUUGACUUCCAUACAUCUGUGUCGAGAUCUUCUAAAUUGAAGGCAUUAGUGUUUUUUUCUUUUCAGGGAGGUACAGAGGUUAAAACUGGGUAGAAAACUACAAAAAUAAAAUUAAAAAAUACCUAAAAAUCGGGGGGAAAAAACCCACUAUCAGCCCAUUAAAACAGCAAAACGGACGAGUUAGUCAGAUCCCAGUCCAGGUCUGGUUGAUUUACGUGAUCCAAAGUUGUAUGUGUGAUGUUAAAACAGUUAUUUUCUAAUCUUUUAUUUGUGUUUUUUUGCGCUUUAGAGGGUGUUUCCUCUCUGCAUCCUUUCUGCACAGAUGCGCUCGAGUGUGAACAGGGUUUGUAGAGGAGAGAGUGAAGACUGGAGAGAUGCCCGUACGGAGCAUCGUUUUUAUGAAACUUAUACGUUUAUAGGAAAAAGCCAAUAAUCAAUCCACGCGUAUCCCAAAAUUACCUCACUGUCGAGUGAUUUCACUACCUCACCCGGAAACGUAAACCAUAAUUCGGAGUCUAUUCCAGUGCCUUGAAUACACUGACUGUUCCCCGGUCUCUCAGCAAUGUAAGCCUCUCAUCUCCAAUCAGUUCGCUUCAGAUCUGCACUGAAGGGCUUCUUAGUGCAUCAAAAAUCAACACACACACACACACACACACACACACACACACAUGGACGACUUCUUUCAUUUCUUAUUUUGGACAUUGCAACAGACUUGUAACCAUUGUAUUCAUGGCAACACCAGCGGACUGUUUCAGAGUGUAAAAAAAAAAGAAAAAGAAAACACAACAGAAAGGUGUAUUUCCUGUUUGUCACGGAAUGGAUUACAUUACAUUUAUUUGUGCUGUUCAGUCCUCAGCCUCUCCGUCUCUCUGUAAUUUGUAGUGUCUAAUAAAAUCCCAAUUCUUA